GUUUAUUUCACAUCAUCAAAAUAUUCACAAAACAAAUAAAAUCGCACAUGGCAGGACAAACAAGUAGCAACAAAAUAUGAUGGAGGAGUAAAAAUUAUUUCCAAUGGGGUCCUACUUUAACUUGUCAAAUAUUAAGUUGGAAACUUUAUUUGGGCUGUAAUAUCCAACCAAUCCUGGCAGAGUAUCAAAGCAUGCUAUGAUGUUUUUUUUUAAUUUUUUAUGUAAAAGGUUAAAGAAACCCCAAUAUCAGAGGUCUCUGAACUGUCAAUAAUCCCAGAAGUAGAAGAAUGUGCUCCAUACUUCACUAAGGAACUUGAAACAAAGUCAAUUGCUGUAGAUGGAGAAUCUACAGCAAUUCUUCAGUGUGCAGUUGCUGGCAUACCUAGACCCCAGGUAACACCUCUUUAUAGUGUGAUAAUUUUAUUAUCACAUAGGGAUUGUAGGUGGAUAGGAAAAGGUUACAUGGUAUGUUGAUAACAUUGAGAUUAUUGAUGUGACAGAAUAUAUUGUCAAACAUACAGAGGAAGGCAUUUGUGAAUUACACAUUCAGGAGUGUAUGCCAGAAGAUGAAGGUUAUUACACAUGCAAAGCAGUUAACCAUCUGGGUGAAGUUACAUGUACAGCACAGCUCCUGGUUGAAGUUGGGGACCUAAGACACUAUGUGGCAGAGAUAGUAAAAGAAAACAAAUAUGAAAACAAAUAUUCCAUUAAUUCAAGUUCUUUUGGAUCAAGUUUUUUUAAAUCAAGUCAAGGUAUGGAUGACAGUUGGUCAUCAAUCUCACAAAAGCUGCCAAGUGAAGGUGCUAUCAAAUAUGAAAGUCACAUCGAAGACAUAUGCAACUCACUAAGGAUGUUUAGUCAGGUCAUGAUCCCCCAUCAAAUGAUAAACUCAGAUAAGCAGAUCAUUCAACUUAUGAGUAAAAGCAUUAGUUGGAGAAACAAAGAGCAUCUAAUAUUUGAAUUAAAUGAUCAAUCACCUGAAGACCUUGGCAAAAUAUUUGCUCAUGUUUUAAUUGCUGUACAUGAUAAACAGGAUGUUUUAGAGGAAAUCCAUGAAUUAUGUACUGAUGAUAUAGUCAGUAGUUUAUCAGCUGAAUGUAAGAAAUUAAACUUCAGAUACAAUAUUACAGAAUACUCCUAUAGCAAAUCUAUUAAUGUAUCAUUUUUAAUUCAUCUGCUAUGUAAUGCACCAACACUUCAGACACUUAAUGUACCAACAUGUAAUAUAAGAGGUGUUACUCUGAAGAAGAUUUUUGAUGCAUUGUAUGAGGAAGGAGUUGUGUUAGAAUUAAGAUAUUUUGAUAUCAGUAAUAAUAUCCUCAAUUACAUCAAAGGUUCCUCACUUGCCACUUUGCUUGCUGUAGCUCCUAAGCUGAAUGAUCUUGACAUGAGAAAUUGCAGUCUGUCAGGGGCUGUUAUGGAUGAUAUGGUUAAGGAGUGUUCUAGUUGGGGAGUAGUGUUGGAAUUAACAUGUCUUACUCUCAGUGAAAAUAACCUCAAAGACAUCAAAGGUUCUUCGCUUGCCAUGUUGCUUUGCAUUGUAGCUCCUAAGCUGAAUGCUCUUUACUUGAGCAAUUGCAGUCUGUCAGGUGCUGUUAUGGAUGAUAUGGUUAAAGAGUGUUCUAUUAGGGGUGUAGUGUUGGAAUUAAUAUGUCUUAAUAUAAGUGAAAAUAACCUCAAAGACAUUAAAGGCUCUUCACUUUUCAUGUUGCUUGAUAUAGCUCCUAAGCUGGAUUAUCUUUAUGUGAGUGAUUGCAGUUUGGCAGGUGUGGAUGAUAUGGUUAAAGAGUGUUCUAGUAGGGAAGUUGUGUUGGAACUUUAAGCUAAAUAAAAUAUUGUUAGUUUCACUACAGGAUAUGAAAUUUACUAUUUGUUAUUUACAAUCCUCUAUACUAUUGGUAAACAGGCAAAUAAUAUAUAUAUAUUUUUCUUUAUUAUAAAAGAAGUAAAAUUAAUUUUUGUAAUGUACUCUGCCAUUUAUAUUUCCACCUUAGUUUUUGACAAUUUUUCAGUUUGUCAUUGUUUUCAUUUUCCAUUAAAAAAUUAUUUUUUAUUUUUUUUAAUAGCAAUUAAUAAUUUUUUUUUCGUGGCUCCAAAAUUUAAUGAGGACGGAAACAUGAUCUGUAUUAUUAAACUGAGAAGUCUUAACAUGAACAAUUGUAGUCUACCCUGUAAUAUUGUGGAAAAUUAAUUAAAUAAGUAUGUACUGUUUUUUUAUUUCUUCUAAUAUUUUAUCUUUUUAGAAUGAGUAAUUACAAUCAGGUAGAAUGUUUUGCAGAGGAGUUUGAUAUGUAUCUAAUUCUUUGUUGUAUAAUUGUUGUUGAUCUGCUUAUGACAGGCUCGCAAAAACUGAUAAAGAAAAAGCUAUUAUUUUCAAUUCCUUUUUUCAUUCUGUUUUUCAAAAAGAUGUUUUUCCAAUUACUGAGCCUUCCCUGAAGCUUCUCUUGGUUUCCUGGCGUUACCAGUCAUACAGCCUGAGUCUGUUUAUAAACUUCUAACGUCGCUUAAAAUUCAUAAAGCAAUUGGCUGUGAUGAACUCAGUAACCAUGUUUUAAAGGUGUGUGCCAGGCCUUUAUCAAUUCCUAUCUGUCAUAUCUUUAAUAAAUCAUUGACUACAGGUAAGUUUCCUUUUGUUUGGAAACAAUCGAACAUUGUUCCUAUUCACAAAUCCGGUACUAAGAAGUCCAUGACUAAUUAUAGACCCAUCUCGCUGCUGCCUACCAUCUCUAAGUUGUUUGAAAAAAUUAUGUUUACUCAUAUUUGGUCUCAUGUCUCUCCUGCCAUUUCCCCUUGUCAACAUGGUUUCGUUCCCGGUAGGUCAUGUGAGGCAAACUUAGCUUGUCUCCUGACUACUGUGUAUGACUCCAUUAAUGACAAGAGGCAAUGCGAUAUUAUUUAUACCGAUUUUUCAAAAGCUUUUGAUUUAGUUCCCACAAUUUACUUAUUUUGAAAUUAAGACAAUAUGGUUUUCAUUUUAAUCUUUUGUCAUGGUUUAGAGAUUUUUUAAAUGGCAGGCAGCAUAGAGUUGUUAUUGAAGACGAGACAUCGGGUUGGCUUCCGGUCAAAUCCGGUGUCCCUCAAGGCUCCAUCGUAAGGCCUCUUCUAUUUAACCUGUAUGUGAAUGAUAAUCCCUUUAUAAUUAAAAACUCAAAAUGUCUUAUGUUUGCAGAUGAUUUAAAAAUUUUCAAAAAAGUGGAAAACUUAGAUGACGCUGACAAGCUUCAAGGAAACCUAGACAAACUGUGUUCUUGGUCGCAAUUAUGGGGUAUAGUGUUGAAUCCUCAGAAGUGCAAUACCAUAACCAUCACUUUAAAUAAAAACAAAAUUAAAUAUAUUUAUUUAGUUGACGACAUUCCAAUUAAUAAGGUGCAGCAUCAUCGUGAUCUCGGUAUUAUUUCAGAUUGUUCUCUCACAUUUUCUUUUCAUGUUGAAAGUCUUCUUAAGAAGUGCAAUAUUCUGCUUGGGCUGAUGUGGCGCAAUUGUAAAUACUGUACUGGAUACCCAUUCUAAGAUUCAUCUCUACCUCACACUUAUUCAAACUAAUUUAGAAUUAUGUUCUAUUAUUUUUAAUUCAUUCUCAAAAACUCAGGCCUCGCGCAUUGGGCGGCUUCAUUCCAGGUUUUUGCGCUACAUCAGCCACAACCAGACCAUUGAGAAUAAUUUAAACAAUGACAUUAAAAAUACUUGCAACAACGAUUAUCACCUUUCUAUACUUUCACCUCUGUCCCGCAGAUAUCUUAAAGAUCUUAUUUUUCUAUUUAAAUGUAUGCAUUCCAUUUGUGAUUGUGAUUUAGUUUCUUGUUUUGGCCUCCGUGUUCCUGUUCGUAAUUUAAGAAAUAACAAUGUUCUUAAUAUUCCUUUUAGUAGAGUUAAUGUUUGAAAAAAAAGGGUUUAUUAGUAGAUUAAGUAUAUCUUAUAAUAACUUAGUUCAGGCCUAUCCCAAUAUUGAUAUUUUUAAUUCUGACUUGCCUAUUUUCGUCGUACUAUCUUGGAUGUGAUUAGUUAAGUGUUUUCUGUUUCCUGUCUUGUGUACCAUUCUGUAAGUGUCGGAUUUGUGUCUGCUGUUGAUUUGGUUUGGUUAAUAAAUAAAUAUAAUUAUAAUAAUAUGUAGGCCUAUGUAAUUCAGUGCAAUAUUAGAUAUGAUCAUAGCCCCAUAACCAGGGUGGAGUUUGGCCUCUCACCUUUUUUAUCAAAAAAAUCAGAUAAAUGCAACAAUCUUCUCAUUUUGCAUAAAAAGCAAAAUCCAUUUAAAACUAUAGGCGUGGGAGACUACCCCAUUCAGACUAGCUUCGCAUUGCGAUCGGUUGUAGCAGUUGCGACACCCAAUCGCACCCAAUCACAAAGUAAAAUUGUGUCUGAAAGCUCAGCAAUAGUAGUCGAUAAGUAAUCAAUUUCGCAAUUGUUACCCAUUGCGAUUGGGUGCUACAAUCUUUAUUACUCCGAGAAUACCACGGAAUCCGAUCGCAACGGAUUCCACAGGCACUGAUUGGCUGAGGUCAAACAAAACAGGACGACCUAUAUCGUUACUAGUGAUGUAAAGUAUCAAAGUAAAAAGGUGUCUGGAUGCUGUCGAAGUUUGCGAAUGGUUGCUAACAAUUUGGAUUACAACUGUUUACAACCGAUUACAUCGCAACCGGUCGCAAUGCAAAGUCUAGUCUGAAUAUGGUAUUACUUACAUCCUGGUUAGUUUACUGUACUGUCAUGGAUUGAAUUUACUAUCAAUUAGAAAGCUUCAGCUAAUAAAGAAAAUCACAGCUUGUCUUGUCAUUCGGACACCAACAUUUUAUCAUAUCACUCCUAUACUCACUUUUUGAAUCUAGACCUUUCAUAUAAUUUAACCUUUACAAGUCAAUUUAUACUAUACAUUAUACUGUAUACACUGGAAAUUCAAUAAAUUGUAUAGUUACAGGCCUACAUUAUCGAAGAGUUGUAUGUUGGCCUCGAAAUAGCUUUGGGGUCCAGGAUUUUGGGAUUUGCUGCCACCCUCAAACCCCCAACAGGUUCCUAAAGCCAGGCACUCACUACAUCUAAAUUAAGUAACAGAUGUAAGAAGGUUUAUAAAGUUAAACAUGUGUGACUGACCAGGGCAGCUAUAUAAUUUUUGCAGAUUAAGAGAUUCUAAAUCAAUCGGGCAAAAUCACUGGUGAUGCCGACCAUUAACCCACUACUUACCAGCCCUCUUAUGAAUCUCAUUCUCUGGAGUUGUUAUGAAAUGAUACAUAUAUGAACAUAUGAAAGUAAAUUAAGUUUUUACUAGACAAAAGCACCACUGAAAUUUGAUAGUCAUUAUCAUCAUCAUCAGAAUUUUUCCAUAUUAAAUGCGGAGACAUUGGCAGAUCCAGGAAUUUGAAAUAGAGAGAAAGGACAUUCACUGAUGGAUGGAGGGUGACUGUAGAAAAUAAAAUUUAUGAUUAUGGUACCAUAUCUCUAGAUGGCUGGAAAUGGCACGCAAUAUAUAUUUUUUUUUUCCCUUUAUUAUUUUAAAAAUUAUUUUGGAAAGAUUAAGAUUGGGGCCUGGACCCUGGUGGGGCUGAGGUGCAAAACAUUGAGAAUAUGAACUUCAAGUUACCUGGAAAUUGUACUCUCUUAUUUAGAAAUCUUACCAGUACUAUGUUCAUAAAUGAAAAAAAUAAAAUAUCAACAACACAACAGUUAGUAAUUAAUACCCCUACAAGGUCCCACAUUACUCCAAUUCUGCACUGGUUACCAGUAAAAGCAAGGAUUUAGUUUAAAAUUCUGCUUUUAACAAUUAAGUGUAUACAUGGCUUUGCCACAAAGUAUAUGACCGACCUCAUAACGAUUAGGGAACGACAGGAGCAUAAGCUUAUAUCUUCAAAGAAGUUCAAAUUAUAGUACCCAAAGGAAGAAUUCUGUCAAUGCUAGGUGAUCGGGCUCUUCAACUUGCUUCAGCUGCUGCAAAGCUAUCAUAUGGAAUAACUUGCCCCCAAUAAUUAACACCGAAACGUCCAUACACUCCUUUAAAAUCAAACUUAAAACAUUCUUACUUAGACAAGCCUUUAAUAAAUAAGAUGGGUCUGCUCAGUUGCAUUUGCAGAUAUUUGGAAUAUUGUUUUUGUUUUGUUUUUUUUUUUACUUUCAGUGCUGUU
Messenger RNA from Anneissia japonica, 6107 nucleotides. RefSeq lists its product as uncharacterized. The transcript has 4 exons. Gene Ontology annotation, molecular function: protein binding. The record is from RefSeq and is a predicted model, not a curated record. NCBI's taxonomy places the organism in Eukaryota, Metazoa, Echinodermata, Crinoidea, Comatulida, Comatulidae. The coding region runs from base 557 to 1822 and encodes 421 amino acids.